Messenger RNA from Botrytis fragariae, 375 nucleotides. RefSeq lists its product as uncharacterized. The record is from RefSeq and is a predicted model, not a curated record. NCBI's taxonomy places the organism in Eukaryota, Fungi, Ascomycota, Leotiomycetes, Helotiales, Sclerotiniaceae. The transcript is spliced from 2 exons. Bases 1 to 375 code for a protein of 124 amino acids.
AUGUCUUCCAACAAUGAUUUAGAGUUUUCGGGCACCAUACAAGAUUCCAUCUCGAAAAGAACAGAUAUCUUGCACUCUGUAAUCGAUAAUUUCGGCCUUAAUUCCGUACAAACACUUCCGGCGCGCAUGAUUGGUGUGGGAAAAUUCGAUUCUAAGACUACUGAAACCGCCGAUGAUGAAAAGAGAUUCAACAUCACUGUCGCAGGAGAAAGAGUUACGGUGAUCACUAAUGGGGGUGAUUUUGGUUUAUUUGUGUGGUUUCCAACCGAAAUCAAAAUGAAAAUAUGGAAAUACGCAUUCGAAGCUCCAAGAAUCGUUUCCCUUUCAUUCAAGAAUGUAAAACAUAAUUCCUCGUGCUGCGGUCAGCUUCAAUAA